Pestalotiopsis fici W106-1 is the source of this 1245-nucleotide messenger RNA. RefSeq lists its product as uncharacterized. Gene Ontology annotation, molecular function: mannan endo-1,6-alpha-mannosidase activity. Gene Ontology annotation, biological process: carbohydrate catabolic process; fungal-type cell wall biogenesis. The transcript has a single exon. NCBI's taxonomy places the organism in Eukaryota, Fungi, Ascomycota, Sordariomycetes, Amphisphaeriales, Sporocadaceae. Bases 1 to 1245 code for a protein of 414 amino acids. The record is from RefSeq and is a predicted model, not a curated record.
AUGACCAAAACAUCUUGGCUACUCUCUAGCCUUACGGCGGCAGCGUCGCUUGCGACUGCGCUCGAUCUCAACACAAGCGAUGAGACCUCGAUCAAGCAAGCCGCAUCCGAGAUCGCAAAGGGUCUCUACCUAUAUCACAACGAAAGCGCCACGACGGGCGACUUCAACCAGCCGCAGCCAUGGUUCUGGUGGCUGUCCGGAAACGGGUGGAACGGCCUGCUCGACUAUACAGUAUAUACCAAUGAUACGACAUAUCAAGCCGAUCUCUUGGCCGCCUUGGCCGAAAAUAUAGGCGAAAACCGCGAUUUUGUGCCGGCUGCGCAAUACGGUUGGGAGGCAAACGAUGACCAGGCCUACUGGGUCUACAACGCCCUGACGGCGCUCGAGUACAACUUUGAGCCUCUGCCAUGCGAUGAGACGGCUGCCGACGGAACGUGCCUAAACUCGUGGUUGGCCGUUAGCACAAACGCAUUCAAUCUGUUCGUCAGCCGCUGGGAGGCCGACGCAGGGACAUGCAACGGCGGGCUCAAGUGGCAGUACCGCACGAGUGAGUCGGGCUACUACUACAAGAACUCGGUCACCAACGGCGGUUUCUUUCAAACGGCCGCUCGGCUAGGACGGUAUACGGGCAACCAGACGUUUGCCGACUGGGCAACCAAGAUCUGGGACUGGUCGACCGGCGUCGGGCUCGUGAGCUCCGCAUUCAACGUCUACGACGGUGCUGGAGACAAUGACGGCGCCAACUGCACGGGCAUCAACCAGGACCAGUGGAGCUACAACAUUGCGAGCUACCUCCACGGCGCCGCGCACAUGUACGCCCUCAGCGAACAAGGCGAGACCAAGGACCUCUGGGAAUCGAGGGUACAAGCACUGGUCAGCACGGCCAAGAGCACCUUUUUCGGGCCCACGACGGACGCGCCCGAUAUCAUGUACGAACAAAAGUGCGAGCUCACCAGGUCGUGCGGGACGGACCAGACGAGCUUCAAGUCCAGUUUGUCGCGCUGGUUGGGCAAGACGGCUGUGCUGGUGCCCAGCGUCAGCGACACGAUCAUGGAGCUUCUGACGGCAAGCGCCGAGGGCGCCGCGGCCAGUUGCACUGGAUAUGACAACUCGACGUGCGGAAGCCAAUGGUACACGAGCUUUAACGACCAGUCUGAUUUCGGAGUUGAGCUCUCAGCGCUGGAGGUUGUGCAGAGUUUACUGGUAAAGAAUGCACCGUCCCUUGCGGUAGCAUCGAGUACAUAG